Molecule: messenger RNA, 2055 nt
Organism: Achroia grisella
Lineage: Eukaryota; Metazoa; Arthropoda; Insecta; Lepidoptera; Pyralidae
Exons: 1
Coding region: 1-2055 (684 amino acids)
Cellular component (GO): chitin-based extracellular matrix
Molecular function (GO): structural constituent of chitin-based larval cuticle
Source: RefSeq, a predicted model, not a curated record
AUGAUCCGCCUCGUCAUUCUCGUGUGCUUAACCACCGCGAUCGCUUCCGAAAUCGAAACAACCAAAGAUGCUACCACUGAAAUACCUGCAGUUAAUACCACCAAAGAAAUUUUGAAGGCGAGCGAAACAGGUGACCCGUCUAAAGUAGAAAUUGUUAAACAGAUACGCCGAUUGAACGAUGAUGGCUCAUACACUAUUGGUUACGAAGCUGAUGAUGGAACUUUUAAGAUCGAGAGCAGAGAUGUUUUGGGUAACGUGAAAGGGACUUUCGGGUAUAUAGACCAGGAUGGGGAAAUCAAGCGUGUGACAUAUUCUUCAUCAAGUGAUAGUACCCCGAUUCCGGUGACGACCAGCAGCACAACACCUAGUGUACCAACUAUGAUAGUAAGAAUGAAUAAAACUGUGUCAUCAACCACUAGAAGACCAUUGCCAACCGUCGUGUAUCCAACUAGAGGUAUAUAUACUACAAGGGGAACUGUCAUUCAGCCAAUACCUAGAAGACGACUAAUAGCAAGUUCUACGAAAGCAGCAACAAAUAUUGAAACCACUACAGAAAAACAAAGACCAGAAGAAACUACAAGUAACAUCCUAAAUCUUUACAAACCAAAAUUAGAGGAUAGUGUUAAAUCGCGAACUCAAAUUUUAAAACCUAUGCCAACUACUGUGAGUGAUGAUUUAAUUAAUAAACAGACAACUAAAUUACCAACGACAGUGAAACCCGUGUACGAACAUGUCAAUGAAAAAGGAUCUGAACAUGACGGUAAUAAAGCGAAUACCAUACGUCGAGAGUUAACUGGAACCAGUCCGAACCCUCGUAUGAUCAGUCUACAACAAUCUGUUGGUGAUGAUUCCACUGAUGUUUAUGGAAGUCACUUGUCCCUCGGAACUGUACGUCCAUUAUUCACUACCACUACACCACGUCCAAGACUUGUGCCUAUACAUUCUCUAGUAGCUGCCAGACAAAAGAUUCAGCAACAAUAUCAGGAAGCGCAAAGUCAGGACCAGGAGACAACCGUCGAAGCAAGUACAGGCCGUGUUUUUAACCAAGAGAACGUAGUGACUUCCAAUCCAGUGCCAGUUAUUCACAUACCAACUGAAAGUGAUGACGACAGAUUGUAUCAUCAGCAGCCAAUUUACAGGAGACCACAAGCAGCUGUUCAUUUCCGUACACACGAGUACUUAAAAGACAAUCCUGGAGCUGCUGUGCCUAUUGGAAACCAGCGGCCCUUUCUCCACUAUGAAUAUCCGAACAAAGUAUUGGAGCCUCAGUAUGUUAGAGAGACAUCAUCCCAGCCGGUAGCUAAAACGACUACUGAACCAGUAACUGCUCAACCGUACGAAGUAAGGCCAGUAACUAGAAUUAUUCCUAUAGCUGUAGACGAGAGAGGUGUACCUAUUCAGGGGUAUCAAGCAAGGUUUGUGAACCCAUACCAUGUAGCACAACCUCAAACACAGAUGGUACUUCAACCGCGCUACGAACCAGUGGACGAAAUGAAUUCCAUAUCAGCCCCAGUGAGUACAAGAGACUUGAAACGCUUGCUCCAGAUUCUGAUAUUACGGCAGAAUCGCUUGCAAGCUUUAAUGGAUCAGAUCGUGUCGCCUGGUACAGGGUACCAGCCAGUACAGUUGUUCCGUCAGGAGCCGCAGUAUUACAACAGGAUUGAUAACCGCCAGUACAGAAACGAUGAUCGCUACGAUUACAGAUUCGAUCAGCAACAGUAUAGGCAGCAGGAAGCUUAUUCAAACCAAGUUACGAAUUACGACAAUUCACAAUACGAGAGUCAGCGUUAUGUUCCUCGGCGGAGGAUAUAUAGACCUUAUGAUACAGUGAGCGCCGCAACGAACCAUGUGGAAGAAACUCCAGAGUAUCUACCACCGGAUGUCCGAGAGACUUUACUGCUGAAAAUGCUGAUGUUGGCUAUCAGUCCUGACUUCAUGCCGACACCAGCUCCUCUUACCGAGCUGACUACAGCUGCACCCACGAGGAAGCAGGUCAGGAACGUCCAGAUCCUCGGAGAGGAUGGCUCGGGCGAGAAGGCGGCCAUGCAGAGAUAA